GGAGAGCAAGUGCCACCAGCGUGCUGUGAGAAAGCUGAAGUCAGACUUGCCUUGUGGCACCUGCACUUUCAUCCUGGGACUAAAAGAAUGCUUUACAAAAAUGCCCUUCCUCCCUCAAAAUCGCUCACUUUUUGCGAAUUGCGGUAGUAAAUUCAUCCAUAACCUGUUCACCUUUUAAGUGCCGUGCGUUGGUGGCUGCUGUGCGUGCCAGUGCUGCAGCUUUCGCGUGGGUUUUGGAAGCAGGGGUGUGUGGCACUGAGGUUAUUGGGGGAGGUCACUGACAAGUGGAUGUCUUGACUUGGCUUCAGUAACCUCAUGGAUUUAGAACGCUUUAAUGUCUCUGCAUAGCUUUUAGUCAUUUGGCGUAAAAGACAAAGGUAACUGAAGAAAGGAAAGCUGAUGAUGUGGCUGGAUGGGUCAGAACUCCCUGUAAGUGCACUGACGGAGUAGAUAGAGCUUGUUGUGAUAAGUGUACCGAUGGCCGAAGAUCAAUAGGUCAGGCACACCAGGAGCAACACUUGGUCUAUGCCAGCACAGAAUGAACUUGUUCCUUCACACGAAUGAGUGGUGUUUCAGGUUUACAGGCAAAUACUGAGAUCAGUCGGUAUUUAAGGUGGUUGUUAAACAUGUAUAGUGAUUACAAAUGGUCACAAAUACUAUCUCAGUACUAGAAACAAGAAGAUUGUGUGUGGGAAGAUGCUAUUUUCAAAGAUCCUGAAAAUGCGUUUUUAUUAGGUGGAAGUGGGUUAAAAGAAAAUGGUGCAUUUUUGAGCUCUUCAGCAUGUUUUCCUUAGAAUAGUAGAGCACCGCAUUUAAAACUCUGUGGUUAUUCCCUAGAUGCUUGAAAGCGUGCUACUGAAAUCACCCUAGAGUCUCCCAGAUGGUGGUGUACUGCUUGCAUCUUAGUGGUAGGCAAACGCUUGCCAUUUAAGUGCACAUUCAUGUGGAAAGCUGCACACAGACCAGCAAGUAGCUGGUGUUGAAACUGAGUUAGUGAGUGUCUUAGCAUACAUGCUGGGCAGCUCACAGUAGAGAUUUUAAAACUACAGUAUUUCAAAAUCUGUCUGGCCUGCUGUGUGGGUUAAUCUGAGUCACUGGUACAGAAAGGAUUCCAAGUUUCUGAAAUACUGUAUACAGUACCAUUUGUUACAUCGUGUUUGAACUAGACUGAUGCUCUUCAGGGCAUAGACCUGUCUUUUUUUUUGCUUCUGAAAAACAGUACACUUUAGGGAGCUGAAGUUAGAAAGUGACCUUUUAAUUCCAGCCACGCCACAGCUUUGCUUUCUGAAUGUCUCUCUGCUUACCAGAAACUUAUGGUAGAGUAAGCAUUCUGUGCUUACAAAUCACUGUGUCAGACGUGCUGAAGCAAUCCAUUAUGCAUCACUAAUGGGACCAGCAUGUUAUAAUCUAUUGCAUUAGUAUCAAAUUCUGAGGUAAUCUGUUCAUGGAGGCUGAUGUGAUUUGUGGAAGAGUAUAACCAAUAAGUAAAUAAAGCACUAACAAAUUAACGGUUGAUAGUAAUAACAUAUGCGGUAUAUACAUAUAGUGCUUAUCUUCAGCAUGUGAUGCAUUAAACUGAACGAUAGGUGCUUCUGCCUUAAGGAGCUGUGCUCAUGGUUCCUGCUGUUUGGAGCAAACUGCACAGGCUCAGUCUGCUAGUGAUACACAAAGCAGAAGGCUUUGAAGUGGAGUUAUUCAUUGGUGCUGCCUGUCUGUCUAUGCCAUAGUGAUGUUGGAACUUUGAAACCCAUUGCUCAGUGAUCUCUUAGCACAGGAAUUAAGGGCUUCUUACUAUGAGACCUCGGAGUCUUCUCUGAAAUCUGUGACAAAUGCUAACGCGAAACACAAGUGGAAGCAAUCCCAUGUACUUCAAAGUGCAUUUUGCUUCCUUUUCCUCCUCUUGAAGAUUUUCAUUUUAAUUUACAUAACGGGAAAAGGAAUUAUCUUGCAUUCAGAUAAAUAGGCUUUGGCUGACAGACUGUUACUCCCCAAAUUUUACUGGACUUUACAGCUCUUACUUGAAAUUACUGUAAAAAUCAAAGUGAUGUUUCAAAUCUUUGGUCUGCGGAAUUACAAAACCAUCUGUGAUACCUGAAAGCUUUCUUUUUGCAAUCUAAAAGCUUCUUUAAGCAACAUCUCAAGCUCAAGAAUGCAGUACUUUUUAUUUAUUUAAUUAAUUUCUGAUUGUCUAUAAUAAUGAAGAACAGUGCUACUUACCCCUACAGGGGCAGGGGCAGAACUGAGAGGGGUACAGACAGACGUGUCAGUAGGCUAGUGAGCACCAGUAAUUAGCUGGUAGCUUGUUAGAUGUCAGUUCAUUGAUCUUCUGAGGUGGGAGCAGUGGGACCCAAAGUUUGAAACUGAAUUGCUGAGUACUUAAACCAAAUUAUCUGUCAAAACUGCAGGUGUGGUAUUAAAAUCCGAAGCCUGGCAUGGUGGCAGGCUGAAGUGAAUCACUGUAUCUAUCUUCAAAUGUUGCAGAAGUGGGAUCUGUGAUUGUGGUCUGAUCAAAGAACCUGAACAUCAGCAUCAGGAUACUCUUCAUUAAGAGAAGCCAGCUGAGUAGAAUUUCAGACGUAGCAAUGGCAUCUGUUGUAAUCAAUUCAGUUCCUACCACUGCAUCUCGUUUUGCCUUACUGCAACUGGAAAGUGAUACUGAUUCAGAGUCUGGAAAAGGCAGAAGUGGCCAAGGUGCUGGUAAAUCUCAAGCAUCAGGGGGUAGAUCUUCUACAAAUGAGAAAAAAAGAGAGAAAAGGAGAAGAAAGAAAGAACAGCAGCAGAGUGAGGCCAAUGAGCUCAGAAACCUUGCUUUUAAAAAGAUUCCUCAGAAAUCCUCCCAUGGAGGCUGUUUAUCUCAGCAUGAGCAAAAACUGCACCCUACAAUGCGGAAAGACUCUCAGGAAGAAAACUGGCAAGAGUGGAGGCAAAGAGAUGAACAGCUGACAUCUGAAAUGUUUGAAGCUGAUCUUGAAAAAGCAUUGCUGCUAAGUGAACUGGAAUAUGAAGAGCACAAAAAGGAAUAUGAAAACAUUGAGUGUACUCCUCAGUCAAAGUCUGUGAAUAAGAAAGAAAAAAGAAAGAACCAGCAAGGAAGAGACAAACCUCUCACUGUGUCCCUGAAAGAUUUUCGGUCAGACAGUAAUAUAGAUAACGUUGCUAAAAAACAUGAGGAACCGAUCUCUUCUCAGACUUUGACUAAUGAUGGAGGAUUUUUCCAUAAGCUGGAAGAUGAUGUUCACAAAAUACUUGAAAGAGAAAAAAGGAGAGACCAGCUCACUGAUUGCAAUGAAACAGAUAACUGCACAUCUCAUGAGCACAACCAGGAGAGUGGUAUGAAAGAUGGAAAAACAGAACAACUAAAACUCGAGCUUGAAAAGAAAGAUGCAGAAAUUCAGCAACUUAAAAAUAUAAUAACUCAGUGGGAGGCAAAAUACAAAGAAGUAAAAGCAAGAAAUGCGCAGCUUCUGAAGAUGCUGCAGGAAGGUGAAAUGAAAGAUAAAGCAGAAAUACUCCUACAGGUGGAUGAAUUGCAAAUUAUCAAAAAUGAAUUGACCUUACAGGUAGCUACGCUUCAUGCUGCAUUAGAGCAAGAAAGGUCCAAAGUGAAGCUACUGCAGGCAGAAUUAACAAAAUAUCAGAUGUUAAAGGCCUGUGUGCCUACUGGCAGAAUUUGGAAAAAAGAUGUGCUACCAAAGAGUGGGAAAAGAGGGAAAAAGCACUCAGAAUCUGACCAGUACAGGUGAUCUCCUUUGCUGCCAGAUUCAAUCAAAAAAAAAAAAAAAAAGUAAAUCUUUCUUCAGGGUUUUGCAGAAAUUUAUAUAUUUGUUGUACAACUGCUCAGCUAUGCAGUUUUUGAAGAGAAAUUAAAAAAUACUAGUUUAAUUGACAUUCUGAAAACUUGAUCUGUUGCACUUUCUGCUAAAGAAAAGUGAGAAGACGAGCUUUCCUAGAGUACUAAAACUUUAAUUGUAAUGCCAUUAGUUUUUCAUCAUUAAAUAAAACUUACUCUUGCA
Messenger RNA from Numida meleagris (helmeted guineafowl), 4013 nucleotides. It is a transcript of the gene GKAP1, whose product is annotated as G kinase anchoring protein 1. The record is from RefSeq and is a predicted model, not a curated record. Gene Ontology annotation, cellular component: Golgi apparatus. The transcript has 14 exons. Gene Ontology annotation, biological process: signal transduction. The coding region runs from base 2583 to 3743 and encodes 386 amino acids. NCBI's taxonomy places the organism in Eukaryota, Metazoa, Chordata, Aves, Galliformes, Numididae.